UAGCCGUUAACGCAGGUUAGCUACACUAUUAGCUUAGGUUUUUGUGUGUAUUGUUUGCGUUUGGUUACGGUUUAUAGCAGUUUUUGUUGGAAUUAUAUAAUAAUGUAACUUCGUGUUUUUCCUGUUUGUUUUAUUUGUACUUUUAAAAUUCAUUUUAAAGCAUUUUGUUCCAUUUCUGUCCGCUGCUAAGUCACCUGCUCACCGAAACACAGAUCGGCGUAGAUGCGGAUCGAGCGCACAGGUCUGGCAGCGCGUCCCGGUUGGACGAUGAACGAGAUGAAGUCGGAGCCUCUGGACUUUGUGAGAGAUUUUCAGGAGUACCUCGAUCAGCAGACACAUCAUGUAAACGCGCUCUCGUCUUCUGUGAACGGGGACAAAAGUGAUGAGGAGCUGCAGGCAGGUGAGUGUGAGAUAGAACACAAUGCAAUGGAUCACCUGGCGUCUAUAGAGGUACGUCUGGACACGGACGGAUUUGAGAGGACGCGAGACGGAAAAUUUAGGUGUCGCUUCUGCAAUUACGCCAGCAAGGGGCAGGCUAGAGUCAUCGAGCACAUGCGCAUACACACAGGAGAGAAGCCUCACCGUUGUCAGCUCUGUCCGUUCUCCUCGGCGUACGAGCGACAGCUGGAAGCACACAUGCGCUCACACACGGGUGAGAAACCGUACAAGUGCGACCUCUGUCCGUUCCGCUGUAACGACCGGAGCAACCUGUCUCACCAUCGCCGCCGCAGACACAAACUCCGCCCCCUGUCCAACGCAGCUUCGACACAGACCAAACAGGAACCGGUGAUCAUCUCAGAUGACAAGCCUCGCCCUCUUUCUCGCCAGGCAGCCAAUCAGGAGCAAGACAGCGGCGACGGGUUGCGUCCCAGUACACCGAAUCAGGCUAUGGAGGGUUACGAAAAGGAGGUCAAAGGUCGCGCUCUGACUCCGCCCUCACAAGACCCUACCGCAGACAGGCUCCUGAGCCUGGAGUCGUCCCCGGCGCAGCCCAAUGCGCAGACGCUGUUCUUCUGCCCGCAUUGCCAGAUUUAUUUCCUCGAUAACGUGCUGUACACCGUGCAUAUGGGUUGCCAUGGUUACGACCAGCCGUUUCAGUGUAACGUCUGCGGCGUGCACUGCAGCGACAAGUACGACUUCACGUGUCACUUCGCUCAGGGACAGCACCGCAAGUGACACCCGCGCACACGUCUGUCUCCCAGAAAAAACAAACAUUUUUAGGCAUCCAUAUACACAGACACGCCCACUUUCUCUUCUAUGGUCUUCAAGCCACACCCCCUCCCUGAGCUGUUCUCAAUAUAUUUAUUAGUUAUCGUUUCAGGGACUCAAAGCCACACCCACCUUCAGUCGUACUCAUUUAAGUUCUCUUCAUGUAAAGACCACACCCUCUUUCUAUUCUAUGUAGUUUAAGCCACGCCCACAGAGAGCUCUUUCAAUUAUUUUAGUGACAUGCCCACAUCACUUUUUUAUGGUAUUUUAACACCACAUCCACUCAAGCAUUCAUAUUUGUAUGAAAUGUGAAGGACACACCCACUUUUCCUUUUAUGGUCCAGUAUUGCGUGUGAAGGACACGCCCACAUGGAACAUGAUGAUCUCAGUGGUUAAGAUGUGAUCUUAAGGUCCCAAGUUUAUACCCAAGUAGGUUUGGAUUCAUCACAUCCAUAUUUCAUCCAUAAGUCCUCUAACUGUCCCAUGCAUUAUAUAAUUUAAAGGCCACCCCCAUUUUUCCACCAUUUAUUUUAUAGUCUUAAAGCUACACCCACUCAGAACUCCGAGCCACUCUUAUUGCCGUUACAGUAAUUUGAAGACACGCCCUCAUUUUUUCUCAUCUGAAAGCCACGCCCACAUACAAUUAGCUCAUUUAUAGUUUAAUGACACCCACUUUCUGUUCUAAGACAUUACACAAAACUACAGUUUCACCAGUACUCCGUUAGGAGCUGCGUUUAUUUAUUAUUAUUUUUUUUACUAUAUAGUAAAUAUUAAAAAAGACCAUGCCCCCUCAGAGACUAUUGCUUCUGUUUAAAGAAUUUUACUGUUUAUGGAUUUUAAACCACACCCAAAAACUAUUAAUAAUAAUUAUAAAAAUUUAUAGAAAUAUAAACCAACUUUAUUAGCCUGUAAUUAGAAUCUGGAUUUUAACUGUUUCUCAUAACUAUUGCAAUAUUUAUAAUAA
Clarias gariepinus (North African catfish) is the source of this 2173-nucleotide messenger RNA. Its product is annotated as zinc finger protein Pegasus-like. Bases 223 to 1176 code for a protein of 317 amino acids. Gene Ontology annotation, biological process: regulation of transcription by RNA polymerase II. The record is from RefSeq and is a predicted model, not a curated record. Lineage: Eukaryota; Metazoa; Chordata; Actinopteri; Siluriformes; Clariidae. Gene Ontology annotation, molecular function: RNA polymerase II cis-regulatory region sequence-specific DNA binding; DNA-binding transcription factor activity. The transcript is spliced from 4 exons.